AUGAAGCUCUACAUGGGAAACAUCAAAGGCCCAGUAUGUAGGAACAAGCUGGUUCUACUGUACCUUUGCUUCCUACUUCUUGCGGAGUCCUAUGCACCUGAGCCUAAUCCAGGACCAAGACCCCCCAAGUUUCCGUGUACGGUGUGCGGCAAGGCCUGCAAAUGGACAACACCCUGCAUUUGUUGUGAUACUUGCGAUUGCUGGUACCAUCAGGCAUGUAUGGGAAUGAAUGACCAGGUAUUUAACGCCUUAGCAAACUACAGUUGGGAAUGUGUUCAGUGUGGCAUACCAAACUUUUCAACAGGAAUAUUUGAUAGUACAAUAUUUGAUACAAGCAACAGUUAUGAGAACCUUUCCAAUGUAACAACUACUGACAGUGAGAUGAGCUUUUCCUGCCCAAACGCCACAUCUUCACCUCAUAAACGUGUUAACUCUACUUCUUACCAAGCACCAGAUCAGCGUAACGACCUACCUAUGAGAAUCUUGUUAUUGAAUUGUCAGUCUAUUAAGAGCCCAGGGAAGACUGGACAACUAAAGAACAUGAUCACAGCAUCACAGGCAGAUAUCAUCAUAGGCACAGAGUCAUGGCUUGAUGAAAGCAUCUGUUCGGCUGAAGUCUUUCCACCCAACUUCACUCCAUAUAGACGUGAUCGCUCUACCGGCUCACAAGGUGGCGGAGUGUUCAUCCUAGUAUCAAACAAGUAUACAAGUGACAGUCCCGUGGAACUCACUGAUGAAUCCAAUAUCGAGAUGGUAUGGUGUAGGCUGAAGGUCAUAGGAUCGCGACACUUGUACAUAGGGGCUUUCUACAAACCACCUUCAACGUCUGACCCCGAGUAUUUAGAAUGCCUAGCCAACACACUUAGUAGAAUUCCUAGCAACGCCCACCUUUGGCUAGGAGGCGAUUUCAACCUUGCUGAUAUUAACUGGAAACAUGAAUGUCCCACCGCUUAUGUUUCUAAUGCAAAACAGUGUCAACAGCUUAUUGAUAUAACCAAAGAUGCCUAUCUUGAGCAAGUAGUGGAUUCUCCAACCCGCAUUACUGCAUAUUCAAGCAACAUCCUUGACUUGUUCUUCACCAACAACAAAUCACUUAUCAACAAGUGCGAGAUCCUACCCGUGAUAAAAGGUGACAAACUGAAGAAGCCAUGGAUAGAUAAGAACAUUCGCCCAAAACAUAGGAAACUAAAAUGUUUAUACUCAAAACAAAAAGCAAGUGGAAAGGCUAAAGACCGCCGGAAAUAUGAAAAGGCUAAAAGCACCACGCAGAAACUAGAACGCCAAGCUUAUUGGAAACAUGUCGAAGACCUAAUAGAGGGUGAUGAUGACGAACUAGACCAACCACCCAAGAAAAAGAAAAAGUUUUGGGCCUAUAUUAAAGCUCUUCGUAAGGAUAGCUGCGGCAUUGCACCCUUGAAGGACAAAGGGAAACUACACAAUGAGCCGAUAGACAAAGCAAACAUUCUGAAUCAACAGUACCGGUCUGUCUUUACCCAAGAAAACAACUCAAAUACACCAACACCCGAUGGAGAUCCAUACCCAUCCAUGAAUGACAUAGAAGUAACACCAGAAGGAGUACUAGCUUUGUUAAAGAAACUUAACCCCAACAAGGCCACAGGUCCAGAUAUGAUACCAUCCAGAAUCCUUAAAGAAUUAGCCGACCAGUGUGCACCAUACCUCAGCACAAUCUUCAAUAAGUGCCUACAGUCUGGGGAGGUCCCAUCCAUCUGGAAAACUGCCAACGUUUCUGCCAUUUUCAAGAAAGGUCAACGUUUUAAGGCCAGUAAUUACAGACCAGUGUCCCUAACCUGCAUAUGCUGCAAACUUCUUGAGCACAUAGUUGUAAGCAACGUUAUGAAGCACUUCGACAGUCACGAUAUCCUCACAGAUAGCCAACAUGGCUUCAGACGUAAGCGUAGCUGUGAAACCCAACUUGUAACACUGGUUGAUGAACUCAUAUCUUCUAUGAGUAAAGGAAAACAGUUUGACCUCGCCGUACUCGACUUCUCCAAAGCGUUCGACAAGGUGCCACACAGACGACUCUUGGCUAAACUAGACCACUACGGUUUCAUCCAGCACGAGACUGUUCGCCGAUGA
Mya arenaria is the source of this 2097-nucleotide messenger RNA. RefSeq lists its product as uncharacterized. The coding region runs from base 1 to 2097 and encodes 698 amino acids. The record is from RefSeq and is a predicted model, not a curated record. Lineage: Eukaryota; Metazoa; Mollusca; Bivalvia; Myida; Myidae. The transcript is spliced from 3 exons. Gene Ontology annotation, molecular function: catalytic activity.